Molecule: messenger RNA, 2352 nt
Organism: Colletotrichum costaricense
Lineage: Eukaryota; Fungi; Ascomycota; Sordariomycetes; Glomerellales; Glomerellaceae
Exons: 2
Coding region: 1-2352 (783 amino acids)
Source: RefSeq, a predicted model, not a curated record
AUGGAUUCCGAAGAGUCUGAAGGAUCUUACUCCUCGAUAAACGAUGGCCUUUGUGACAUGUGCUAUGAUGCUGUUGUUUUUGACGACAGCGACGACAAGUUCUACGAGGGCACGAACAGUGACGAUGAGCCUACCCUGCGGCAUUCGGAGGUGCGGAGCGAUCCAGUCUUCUUGAAACCCACUCUCUAUUGGGAAGACACACUACCCGACUUGCCCCUGAUGGCUGAAUUCGCUGCUGGCGGGUGCCGUAUGUGUGGUUUCCUCCGGGAAGAGCUCAUACGACAGAAAAUAUGUCACGUUGGCGACAUUCGUAUCGGUGCGGGAUAUCUGUUUGGCGGACAGGGACAUGAGCUCGAGAUCAUCGACACAGAUCCUGGCUUGGCCUUCUGGAGAUGCGAUGUCUACGCGGUCAAAAGAACGACCAACAAUCUUGACAAGCUACAUCGAAUUGCAAAUCUUUAUUUUGACAUCGAGUCUAGCGACCGUGAUUUGCUCCGAUGGCUGAGGGUGCAUGCGAAGUCCGCCCCCGGACCAUUGGACCCGGCCAGUGUUGAAUGGCUCCAAACACAGCUCCGACAAUGCGACUAUCACUGUGGCCUUGGGAAGCCAGAGGUGCCAUUCUUACCCACCAGACUGAUACAUGUCGGUCAGAACGAGGAUGACGCACCUCGACUUGUCAUCGUUGAAAACAUGCUCGAAUCUGGUAUGAUCGAUGCUCUCGACUAUGCGACACUGAGCUAUUGCUGGGGAUCCAAAGAAGACGCUCUCAAGCAGACAAAAACCACAAAAGACACCAUUUUGACCCAUUGUCAAGGGAUGCCUCUUGACUCCUUAAGCCCCGUCAUACAGGACACCAUCAAGGUCUGCAGGGCGCUCGGUAUAUUCUACCUCUGGGUUGACGCUUUGUGUAUCAUUCAAGAAGACAAUGUAGACUGGGACCGAGAGAGUCAAAUGGUGGGACAGAUCUACCAUUCUUGUUGUGUGACCAUCUGCCCUCUCUCUUCACGAUCUUGUCUCGAGGGCUAUCUGGGACUAAGGCCGCAGGGGUUGGAAGUUGAAUUUCAAUCAUCUCGCCACGAACAUAUCAAAGGCAUCUACAGACUUGUUCGCUCUCCUACAGACGCUGACGAAUAUGAUGUACAAAACGAAGCAGCGCUUCGCAGGGACCUCAAGCGAUCCUCUUGGCAUAACAGGGGCUGGACCUUUCAAGAGAGUAUGCUUUCACCUCGCAUGAUAUAUUUCGGGUCAAACAUGAGCCAUUUUGUCUGCGAAAACCUAAUAACAUCUGAAAACGGAGAUAUCGACCACAAUUCGAUUUUCGGCCUACUGCAAGUUGCAAUUCGGAGAGCUUUUGGAAAGCCUUCCGAGCAGUCGGAUCGCUCAGCGACUGUCAAGAUCGAUGUGUACGGCAACUGGGAGUCUGUGCACGAGGUCGGUAGAAGGGCCUGGACAUAUCGCGAGGACAUUCUGCCCGGACUUGCCGGUAUCGCUAAGGCAUUCGCAACACUUACGGGCGACACAUAUCUGGCAGGCUUAUGGAAAGACGAUCUACAUAUACAGCUGCUUUGGUACAUGCUACGACCACCAGCCGGUGAAUUGGCCUCAGUUGUGCACAGCUUGCAGCACACAGAUCCGUACGUCACGCCGUCAUGGAGCUGGGCUUCACAAACAGCGUACCAGGAGGAGUUGACGGAAAGAGAAAUUACUACAGAGGGAAUCGAGGUGGAAAAAGGAAAUUGGUCACGCUUUGAAUCUUUCAAGUCAAAACCUUGUCAUAACAGACCCGACUUUGCGCUGAUAGACUACCACAUGGAUCUCCGAGGGAGCAAUGUCUUUGGGGCUCUUACUGGAGGCUUCCUUCGAUUAAAGGGUAAAAUUUGCCCGUUUCCUUCGGACGUCACAAGGCAGGUCUCGACGCCCUAUAAUGACCGUCGUCUAUCAUACGGGCUAUUUUCAGGCGGUAUUGGGACUUGCAUGCUUGACUGGGGCGUUAGCGAAACCAUGGCACCAGCGCCAGAGAGUAUGCGAUUGAUUUUGGUGUCGAGCUGCUGCUCGGCAACAGUGAACUGGGAAAACUUGAAGUAUAUGGCGAAUUGUGACGACGAAGACUUUGACGACUGGAUGCCGAGUGAUGCGGAAGUUGGCGGCGUGUCAUUUCCUGACGGUUACGAGAGUAUUGAAACGUGCCGAUACUGCGCGGAUCCGAUGCACAAGCGUACUGGAUAUGGCCUUGUGGUCCAUCCGGCGGAAGAGCCUGGAUCGUAUGUGAGGGUUGGAGUCUUUGUGAUGUUUGCACAUAAAGGGGGCAUGGAUCUCUUCAACGAUGAGGAGGAGGAGAUAAAACUCAUUUAG